AUGCCACCCACCAAGCUGCUCUGUCCGUUUCAGUCCCCAGGCACAGCACAACAUGAAGAUCCUGCUGAGCUGCAAGCAAAGUGCUCCCCCAAGGCCUCCCCCCCCCCGCCCCUCAACCUGCACCCCUUCCAAAGAGCCCCCCACAGCUCCACCAUGGAGGCUGCCUUGCCUGGAGCCGCUGGCUGGAUUGUGCGCUCCCUUAUCGCAAUAGGAAAAGCCAAUUCAGGAGGAGAAUUUCCUCUCUCCAGAGAGGCUCCCGGCUGCUCCAUUGUCCACUGGCCCUCGCUGCUGCUGCUGCUGCUGCCGGGAGGCACUGGCCGGGACAUCCAUCUCCGCUGUGCGACUGGAGGGGCCUCUUAUCAGCCCGGUCUCCCAGGAGGGCAUCCGGCAGGGAUCAGUGGGCUUCUCGCCCGCCCAGCUGCUGUGGGUGCAGAGGAGGAGGAGGAGGAGGAGGAGGAAGGGAGCGGACCUCCAAAAAGAGCCCUGCAGCAGCAGGAUGGGGCCAAGCAGGACCUCAUCCAGUCCAGCCUCCAGUUACAGUGUCCAGGCAGACGCUCCCAAGGGGAAAAGCCCAGAACUGGAGCACAACAGGCUGCGAUGGCGACUCCCAGAAGCCGGUCCACAUUGGCACAUCGUGGAAGGAGCACAGAGUCAUCAUGGUAG
Messenger RNA from Podarcis lilfordi (Lilford's wall lizard), 663 nucleotides. Lineage: Eukaryota; Metazoa; Chordata; Lepidosauria; Squamata; Lacertidae. The record is from the annotation of a GenBank genome assembly.